This is a messenger RNA of Chenopodium quinoa (quinoa), 2864 nucleotides long. RefSeq lists its product as uncharacterized. The record is from RefSeq and is a predicted model, not a curated record. Lineage: Eukaryota; Viridiplantae; Streptophyta; Magnoliopsida; Caryophyllales; Amaranthaceae. The transcript is spliced from 2 exons. Bases 615 to 2453 code for a protein of 612 amino acids.
UAUGAUUUCAUUCAUUCUUAUCAAGUACCCCAAAAAUGUUACGGAGUAGAUCAAUGCAUAAAAAUGUCGGUCCUUACUUGUGUGGUGUAUCAUUGACUUAUAUAUAUGUUGCCAUUGAAAUUCGAAAAUGUGAGUAAUUAAUAAUACAGAGCAAUAAAAAAAAAAAAUAGUUUCCAUAAAAUUGGAAAGAUCCCUUGAGAUUCCAUUCCCCUAUAUUAGCACUUUCUCUCUCUUCUUCUCUUAAAACAUUCUCACUUCUCCACCGUCUCUUCCUCUCAAUUCGUGUCCGCCGCUAUUAAAUUUUUAAUCUUUCAUUUUUUCCGUACACCUUUUGAAAUUUCAGAAUGGGAUAUUUCCUAGAUGCAAUUGGGAAUACGGUGUGUCUAUGCUGAUAUUAUCUUAAAUUGUUUUGAGAUAGUUGCUCGAGUUGCUGUUAUGGACCGCAGGGAUACAUCGGGAUUUGUCAGUGGAGGAGGUCUACAGCUCUAUGAACCUGCAUUGCACAUAUUGUUGCCACACCUUUGUUUAUACUAGUUGGUUGAUAAGUAUUCUUUCAAAUAAAUUUUAUGUUUAGAUAUCAAUUAGAUGAUAAGUAUUCUUUCAAAUAAAACAAGAUGGAUGGCAUCCACAAGCCUUUCAUGUGGAAUUCUUUUCUGGAUAGAUGCAAAGAUUCAAAUGAUACUGAUGCUGGCUCGAGUCAUUUAGUGGAUACCACCUUGCGACUACAUUCCCAGAGCGUUUUAGCUGUACCCUCUUAUUUGUAUGAUGCUGGAGCUAGGCAAAGAGUAACAAAUGCAAGUGAUGAAGUGAAUUUAAAGCAUGAGAUUUCUCUGGCCCUUGAAUUGGGUAGUUCCCUAGAUGGCAAGAUCGAAUAUGCUGCUUCUAGGACUGCCUUAACUUCGCGAAUAGAUGUUGGAAAGGAGUCUCCAAAUGAUAUUUGCCUUGAUCUCAACAUUGAUCUGGGAAAUAAAUUAGCUUGCAAGGACUCGAUAUACUCUGGCAACAGUCUUGAAGCACCUGAGAAGGAGAAACAUAUGGUUGACCUUGAGUUAAGCUUGUCUACUGCAGCUGCAGAAUCUGAUCUCACUAGUGUCACCCUGACUUCAUCGCCUAUUCAAAAUGUGACAUCUGAAUUUGAGCAACUUGUGGAUGAAGGAUCAACAUCAUCUAAAUGGAAACGAGGACCUGCUGUGCCUCUUGUAGAUAGGUUCAAUGUGAACCCAAUUUCAGUUGUCUCAAAUGUCCCGGCUGUCUUGAUCUCUUUACCAAGGCCCAGAACAGAUGACGCCACUUCUUGUUUCAAACAGCAACGCAAGACCUCAGUUAAGACUUGCCAGUUUCCUGGCUGUCAAAAAGGUGCAAGGGGUGCUUCAGGUCAUUGUAUUUCCCAUGGAGGUGGGCGAAGGUGUCAGAGAACUGGUUGUCAAAAAGGAGCAGAAGGCAGGACUGCAUUUUGCAAGGCCCAUGGUGGUGGUCGAAGGUGCGAACACUUGGGGUGCACCAAAAGUGCUGAAGGGCGCACUAAUUUCUGCAUCGCACAUGGAGGUGGAAAGCGAUGUGGUUUUCAUGGAGGUUGCAACCGUGCUGCAAGAGGAAAAUCCGGCCUUUGCAUCCGUCAUGGUGGUGGAAAGAGGUGCAAGAUUGAAUACUGCACCAAGAGCGCUGAGGGGCUUGCUGGUCUCUGUAUUGCUCAUGGAGGUGGUCGCCGUUGCCAAUUUCCUGAAUGUACUAAAGGUGCUCAGGGAGGUACAACACUCUGUAAGGCUCACGGAGGAGGAAAAAGGUGCACCUUUUUAGGGUGUACCAAAGGAGCUGAGGGAAGCACGCCUUUCUGUAAAGGACAUGGUGGGGGAAAGCGAUGUUCAUUUCAGGGAGGUGGUGUCUGCACCAAGAGUGUACAUGGAGGUACCUUAUAUUGUGUUUCCCAUGGUGGUGGCAAAAGAUGUGCCUUCCCUGAAUGCACUAAGAGUGCUAGGGGACGUACAAACUUCUGUGUUCGCCAUGGUGGAGGAAAAAGGUGCAAAAGCGAAGGAUGUGAAAAGAGCGCACAGGGAAGCACUGAUUUCUGCAAGGCACAUGGAGGAGGUAAGCGCUGCCUGUAUGGCCAACAAGGUUCGGGAUUUGGUGGAAAUGGUGAUAGCCCUUGUGAUAAGUUCGCAAGGGGUAAAAUUGGUCUUUGCGCUGCCCAUUGUGCACAAGUUCAAGACAAGCGAGUCCAUGGAGAUGGUACAGUGGGCCUGAAGAUGAAAGAAAUUGCUGCUGAGAACAUUUUUGCAUGCAUGAACAAUGUUGGCACAGAAUCAAGCUCAACUGUUUGGAAUGGUUUCAAUCUGCCGAUGAUCCUGCCUGAUGACAAGCCCUUGUUGGAUCAGUCUGGUCAGUCUUCAAAUUCAGCAUCCCUUGAAGGAAGGGUGCAUGGCGGAGGUCUUAUGGCUAUGCUGAGACAGCUCUGAUCUCGAACACUGUCUGUCUUAGAUAACCAUUGAAUGGGAAUAUGGAUAGUGAACAGGGGAAGUUUUUAUCUUAAUACAUGUUUGUGACAUUUGAUAGCUUUCUUUCAUUGUUCUGGCAUAGUUUAAUCCUCAAAAACUAAGGUAUGAUAGUUGAAUAUUAGCGAAGUUCUAAGGUUAGUGUUAGCAUGCUCAUUUCGCUAGCAAAUGGUGUUAGACAUUGUUGGUGUUAGUACUGAAUUUGUUUCUCUACAUUUUUUUCUUUUUCUUUUUUUAUAUUUUUAUUUUUGGGAAAGGGUAAGGAAAAAGGGACAUUAGUUUGUCAUGAUUGUAAAUGUUUUGUGAAUAUAGAUCUCUAAUCUGUAGUCCGUUAGUAUCAUUUAGCAAAUCUUCUCGUGAGUACAUUAGUUUUGA